Molecule: messenger RNA, 1344 nt
Organism: Tarenaya hassleriana
Lineage: Eukaryota; Viridiplantae; Streptophyta; Magnoliopsida; Brassicales; Cleomaceae
Product: 11-beta-hydroxysteroid dehydrogenase 1B
Exons: 6
Coding region: 78-1127 (349 amino acids)
Molecular function (GO): oxidoreductase activity
Source: RefSeq, a predicted model, not a curated record
AUGAGACACAAUUCGGUCGAGCGAAUACUCUGGUUCUGUGUUUUGUGAGUUUUAGAUUAACUGUUUGGUCGGUCGAAAUGGAUAUAAUCAAUGGUUUCUUGAAUCUGACGGCCCCUUUCAUGACCUUCUUCGCCUUCUGCUUCUUCUUGCCCCCAUUUUACUUCUUCAAGUUCUUGCUUUCCAUUUUCUCUUCCAUUUUCUCGGAAAAUCUCCAGGGAAAAGUCGUUAUCAUAACCGGUGCUUCCUCCGGUAUCGGCGAGCAUUUGGCAUAUGAGUACGGAAGUAGAGGAGCAUGUUUGGCCUUAGCAGCUCGGAGGAAGAACCGUCUCCAAGAAGUGGCGGAACUCGCACUCGAGUUGGGAUCGCCUGACGUCAUCACCGUUCUCGCCGACGUCUCCCAACCCGAAGAUUGCCGGAGAAUCGUCGACGACACUAUCUCUCAUUUCGGACGACUGGAUCAUCUAGUGAACAAUGCCGGGAUAGCCAGUAUGGCGAUGUUCGAGAAUGUUACGGAUAUCACCACGACGAGGACCGUUAUGGAUAUCAACUUUUGGGGUCCGGUUUACAUGACUCGAGCCGCACUUCCGUACCUUAAACAAGCCAACGGGAAGAUCGUGGUAAUGUCCUCCGCCGCGGCAUGGCUAACCGCUCCGAGAAUGAGCAUUUACAACGCGAGCAAAGCAGCGCUGUGGAAUUUCUUCGACACAUUGAGGAUCGAACUCGGCCGUGACAUAGGUAUCACGAUCGUCACGCCUGGUUACAUCGAAUCCGAACUUACACAAGGGAAGUACUUGUCAGAAGAAGGAGAGAUGAUCGUUGAUCAGGACAUGAGGGAUGUUCAAAUAGGUGUGUGUCCCGUCGGGUCGGUGACGGAUUGCGCGAGGGCGAUCGUGAGAGCGGUGUGUCGAGGACAGAAGUACGUGACCGAGCCGUCGUGGUUUAAGGUCACGUACUUGUGGAAAGUGUUCUGUCCGGAGAUAAUCGAAUACGGAUGCCGAUUGUUGUGCAUGACCGGGUUCGGCACGUCGGAGAAAGAUGCUCUCAACAAGAAAAUCCUCGACAUGACCGGAACACGUGCGAUUCUGUACCCGGAAUCGAUCAAGACAUCGCAAAUCAAGUCGGAUUAAGGAGUGAUUAGGGCAAGAUUAUGCGAAAUGUUUAAGCAAUAAUGAUAAAAGAUCAACAUGGGUGUUGUAUUAUAUAGUUGUUUUUGUUCUUUUUCGUAUGUUUGAAACUAAAUAACUUGGGACAUGUUCUCUGUCUCUGUGUUGGUGUUUAGUGUUUGUAAGAACAGACGACACGUAAAGAUUUCAAUAAAACAUAACAUUAUAUGGUAGUUCAUUA